Solanum lycopersicum (tomato) is the source of this 2421-nucleotide messenger RNA. Its product is annotated as UDP-glycosyltransferase 89A2. NCBI's taxonomy places the organism in Eukaryota, Viridiplantae, Streptophyta, Magnoliopsida, Solanales, Solanaceae. The record is from RefSeq and is a predicted model, not a curated record. Gene Ontology annotation, molecular function: UDP-glucosyltransferase activity.
AAUUUUUUUAAAAUAUUCCACAUCUAAAUCAUUAUAAAAUAAUCAAACAAUACACAUAUUUACUACCAAGAAUAUUUUUUCGUUUGCCAAAUUAUCUCAAACAAAUAUGUCAAGCUCUAAAAAUGGUGUACAUAUCUUAAUUUUUCCAUAUCCAGCACAAGGUCACAUACUUGCCCUUCUUGAUUUAACUCAUCAACUUCUUCUCCACGGCUUUAAAAUUACUGUUUUAGUGACACCUAAAAAUGUCCCGAUUCUCGAUCCUCUUAUUUCUACACACCCAUCGGUUGAAAUUCUUGUCUUUCCGUUUCCGGGCCACCCAUCUCUUCCUUCCGGAGUUGAAAACAUUAAGGAUGUUGGAAACUCCGGCAAUGCCCCAAUUAUUGCUGGGCUUAGUAAGCUUCGCGGCCCAAUAGUAGAAUGGUUUAAGGCCCAAUCAAAUCCUCCCGUGGCGAUUAUUUAUGAUUUCUUCUUGGGCUGGACUUUAGAUUUGGCCCAAGAAAUCGGUGUACCCGGAAUUGUAUUUUAUGGUGUUGGAGCUUUAUUGAUUUCUAUAUUUUUUGAUGUCUGGAAGAAUAUUGAGGCUUAUAAAGGUUUGGGCUUUCUUGAGUUUAAUGGGCUUCCUAAAAGCCCAAGAUUUGUGAAGGAACAUCUUCCUUCAGUGUUUUUGAAGUUUAAAGAAGAUGAUCCAACUUGGGAGAUUGUUAGAAAUGGGUUCAUUGCAAAUGGUAAGAGUUUUGGGUCAAUUUUCAAUACUUUUGAGACUUUGGAUAGUGAGUACUUGGGCUUUUUGAAGAAGCAAAUGGGCCAUGAACGCGUGUAUUCGAUUGGACCGAUAAAUUUAGUUGGUGGGCCGGGUAGAAAUGGGAAGUGUGAUGAUAAUGCAAAUGAGAAAAUUUUCACUUGGCUUAAUGAGUGUCCUAAUGAGUCUGUUCUUUAUGUAGCUUUUGGAAGUCAAAAGUUAUUAACAAAGGCCCAAAUGGAGGCUUUAACUAUUGGGCUUGAGAAAAGUGAAGUUAGGUUCAUAUUGGUAGCGAAACAAUUGACGGCCCAACAAGAGGAACAAGGUUUCGGAUCGGUGCCGCUAGGGUUUGAGGAGAGAGUAUUAGGGAGAGGACUAGUAAUAAAGGGUUGGGCCCCACAAGUGGAGAUAUUGGGCCAUCGAGCUGUUGGUGGAUUUCUGAGUCACUGUGGUUGGAAUUCAGUGAUGGAAGCGAUAGUGGCGGGAGUAAUAAUCUUAGGAUGGCCCAUGGAGGCCGAUCAAUUCAUAAAUACGUGGUUAUUGGUGGACAAUAUGAAGACAUCGAUCCGAGUUUGUGAGGGCUCAGACUCAGUGCCCGACCCGAUAGAGUUGGGUCGGAAAAUUAAUGAGGCAAUGAAUAAUGAUUUGUUUAAGAAGAGGGCCAAAGAAUUGAAAGAUGAAGCUUAUGAAGCUGUUAAAAUUGGAGGGAGCUCUAAAAGAGAUUUAGAUGCCAUUGUAACAGAGUUGGCCCAACUAGAAAGUUGAAAAUUCAUGCAAGGGGCCAAAUAAUUUUAAGUUGGUCUAACUUUUGAUAAAAUAAAAAAUUAUUUAUAUGCACACCAUUAGUUUAUUUAUUUUCUAUUAUUCUCUUUUUUUUAAAAAAAUAUUAUUAAAAUCUCUUUUUUACUCCUUAAACUCAACUCUCUAGAUAUAUAACCUUUUAUCUCUUAACCCAUGUUUCUCUCUCCAAUAUUUCACUCCUGAAAUCACGCCUAUUUUCUUUUUCAUGAUCUUAUCAUUCUAAUUUUGAAUUUCAAUUUUAUUUCUCUCUCCGAUCAAAGAAUUUUCCAUUCUUUCUAGGUAUUGUUUCUAUUUCAUUACUUCUGCUCAUAAUUUUUUUAAAAGGAUUAAAAUUUUGAUAUGUUUAUGGAGGAUCCUCUUCAUUUAUCUUAGGUAUUAUUCAGAUAAUGUCAUCCGACACUAAUCGAGUUUAUGAAUAUGAAGACAUAGGUUGGGUUGAGAAUAGAUCAAAAAAAUUAUCUGAAUCUCUAGUUAUGACCAAUGGUGAGUAUCGAGAAUGUGUUUUCUUCUUCAAAAGCAAUGAUUGGGAAAAUCCCUAAAAAAAGGAGUAAAAAGAAAGUAUCAUCCCCAAUAUCUUGUUCGAAUCUACUCGAGGGAUUGUGGAUUGUUUGUAGCGCGUUUCCUAAAAUUUUUAGCGAUGAAAUUUCAAUCCAAUCUGAUGCUUUCUGGUCUGAUUAUGAGAAGAUAUGCAGCUUUGCUAAAAAAAAUAUGGCAGUCAAAAGGCCGCAGAAGGUAUAUUAGUGAUAAUGACGAUCCAUCAAAGUCUAGGCUUCAUUUCACACCACCAAAUCAUGAUGCAUUAGUUAAUUCGGAAUAGUUACUGUGUAUCGAUGGAUAGACAGUGCUUUAGUUAAUACUACUUUCAAUGUACAUUAACUUAA